Rosa chinensis is the source of this 1498-nucleotide messenger RNA. RefSeq lists its product as uncharacterized. Bases 91 to 1473 code for a protein of 460 amino acids. Lineage: Eukaryota; Viridiplantae; Streptophyta; Magnoliopsida; Rosales; Rosaceae. The record is from RefSeq and is a predicted model, not a curated record. The transcript has 6 exons.
UGCUUUGCUUGGCCAAGACGCUGAGACAGAGCUCUCUCUCUCUCUUUCUCUCUGAUCACUUUCUUUCUAGGGUUUGAGCUAGCUGCGACAAUGCCUCCGGAGAAACGCAAGCCUGAGGAGGAACCGGAAGCGGCUAAGAGCCCCGCGGUGUCCACUCAUCAUGAGGUGACUCAACCUGCUUCCGCUCCGCCUCCGUCGACGACUCAGGCAACUUCGAGCGAAGUAGCUACCGGUUCGCCGGCGAAGUCGGGCCCCUACAAGCGGCGUGAGAUUCCGGCGAGGAAGAGAACCAAACGAGGUGAUGGAAAGAAGACGGAAUUUGAACAAGGCGAAGAGCUCGAGUCCGGAGAUGGUGAGGAAGCCAAGUCCAACGUCCAAGGCACCAAAGCCGGAGCUGAAAAUAAGAAUUCCGGUGGUGGCGAGGCUAAGAGAUCGAGGAAGAGUACUCAGCACCGUUCGUUCGUGACAAGGGUCAAAGCUGCAGGUUUGGAGAGUAUAAACCCUCUCAAGAAGCGACAUAAAGAUGGAAGCGAGGAAUCAAAAUAUGUUUUCGAGGACUUUGACGAGGAGUUUAUAGCUGAUAAUGAUUCUUCAUGGGAUGAUGAUGACUCAUUGGAUGGAGAGGACUCAUCUGAAGGACAACAAGAGAGCCUCAUCCUUGUUCAUGAGCAUCGUUACAAAGACAAUGAACAGGAAAGUAGAGGUCUCUGUGCUUUGGACAGAAAUUUGGUCACUGACCUUGCCUACUUGUCCGACAAGAUUCGUGGCCUAAGUGAAGAAUACAAAUGGAAUGGAACUUACCAACUGGAGUUUAAGGGUAUCAGGCUCAAUCAACAAACUGGUAAUUUCGAAAAAGAAACAAUUUGGUAUACUCAGCCCGAGACCUUUCCAGAUUUCCUUAAAAGGGUUUUUCACAUCAAUCUGUAUCAAAUCAGCUCUGGUGAUGGAGAGAAGACUUCUGCCAACUCAAGUGCUACUGAUGAUGUAAAGUUCAGAUUGUCCUCGAACAACGAUCCCUCUACCAAAAAAGAAGCCAUCAAGGAUGACAAAAGCCACAAGAUUAUAAGCAAGGAGUUCCAUCCAUACUUUGAAUGGUCUGCAGAUGCUGAUGCCGACCUUCCACCUCUGCAAUGUCCAUUAAUUGAUAAGGAGGGAAAUAUUGACAUGGCGAAGUAUGAAGACCUAAUUUCACAUACCCUUAUGCACUUGAUGCUUGGAAUGUACACAGAGAAUGAAGCUAAGGGGGUUCUGAGACAUGUACUGAAGAAUGAAAUGGAAAUCACAAUGGAGGAUCAUUAUUGUGGCAAGUUGUUGGAGCUGCUGGUAUUAGACAAACAUGUUAGGCUGUUUCGACCUGACUCCGGGGAGACAGAGACAGAGCUGAUGAAGAUCGCCAGACCAACAAUGAAUUGGACUAUUGAAAGGUUUAUUGUGUGCGAGUUGAGUGCUGCUGAAUUGGUAAAGCGCGAUUAGCAUUUAUUUCUUUGUUAGACGUCUG